AUGAAAAAUAAAACCAUAUUGACCGAGUUCAUCCUGCUGGGUCUAACAGAUGUUCCUGAACUCCAGGUGGUGGCUUUCACCUUUCUGUUCCUUGCCUAUUUACUCAGCAUCAUCGGAAAUCUGACUAUCCUCAUCCUCACCUUGCUGGACCCCCACCUUCAGACUCCCAUGUAUUUCUUUCUCCAGAACUUCUCCUUCUUAGAACUUUCCUUCACAAACGUCUUCAUUCCCAGGGUCCUGAUCAGCAUCACAACAGGGAACAAGAGUAUCAGCUUUGCUGGCUGCUUCACUCAGUAUUUCUUUGCCAUAUUCCUUGGAGCAACAGAGUUUUGUCUUCUGGUUGUCAUGUCCUAUGACCGCUAUAUGGCCAUACGUAAACCCCUGCAUUACACGAACAUCAUGAGCAGCAGAGUCUGCAUCCAGCUGGUUUUCUGCUCUUGGCUGGCUGGGUUAAUGGUUAUUAUACCACCAAUCACUCUGAUGAGUCAGCUGGACUUUUGUUCAUCCAACAGGCUGAAUCAUUAUUUCUGUGACUAUGGGCCCCUUCAGGAACUCUCCUGUUCAGACACAAGCCUCAUACAGAAGAUUGUCUUUCUUGUUGCAUCUGUGACCCUGGUGGUCACUGUGGUGCUAGUGAUUCUCUCCUACACAUUCAUCAUCAGGACUAGUCUGAAUCUCCCCUCUGCCCAGCAAAGAACAAAAGCCUUUUCCACUUGUUCUUCCCACAUGAUUGUCAUCUCUCUCUCUUAUGGAAGCUGCUUCUUCAUUUAUGUUAAGCCCUCAGCAAAAGAAGGGGACACAUUCAACAAGGGAGUAGCUCUACUCUUUACUUCAGUUGUGCCUUUGUUGAACCCCUUCAUUUACACUCUAAGGAACCAACAGGUAAAACAAGCCUUCAAGGAUACAGUCCAAAAGCUUGUGAAUCUUUACAGAAUUUCAGAAUUAAAGCCUUAA
Diceros bicornis minor is the source of this 954-nucleotide messenger RNA. Its product is annotated as olfactory receptor 2AP1. The transcript has a single exon. Bases 1 to 954 code for a protein of 317 amino acids. NCBI's taxonomy places the organism in Eukaryota, Metazoa, Chordata, Mammalia, Perissodactyla, Rhinocerotidae. Gene Ontology annotation, cellular component: membrane. Gene Ontology annotation, molecular function: olfactory receptor activity; G protein-coupled receptor activity. Gene Ontology annotation, biological process: G protein-coupled receptor signaling pathway. The record is from RefSeq and is a predicted model, not a curated record.